Molecule: messenger RNA, 915 nt
Organism: Closterium sp. Naga37s-1
Lineage: Eukaryota; Viridiplantae; Streptophyta; Zygnematophyceae; Desmidiales; Closteriaceae
Source: the annotation of a GenBank genome assembly
AUGAUACCAGAUUUUGUUUGUGAAGCGGUGUUGACGGCGUUGAUAGGUUUAGGAGCGGUUAGAGGAGGAGGGGAAGGAGGAUCCAGUGGGGGAAAGGAGAUCAUCGCGCUUUCUCCGGACGGCAAGUUUCUGUUCACGGGCGGGCACGCGGAUUUCUCUGUAAAGUUGGCCACUGCACCCUUCCCUUCCUCCCCUAUCGCAGGGGUCACAGCUGGGCUCGUGGCAGUUGGGGCAUGGGCGGGGGGGCGACUGGCAAGGCCCAGCACUGCGGCACCCACGGGCCCGCAUGACCCUGCUCUGGCGGCAGCCGCUGCAGCAGAGUCCGCCAAGUGCGGCGGGGGGUAUGGCGCGGGCGGGCUGGAGGCGCCGAGGAAGUGGAGGCGGAUGGAGGGACCCGUGCAGGUGCUGCGGGGUCACUUAGACACCAUUACCUGCUGCGCUGUCUCCUCGGAUCUCGAACUUGUUGCCUCCUCCUCGUGCUCCCACGGUGUUCUCGUCCACUUUCUCAUGAUGGAACGAUUUAUGCGCCAGCUGCCACGGGUGGGAUCCGCUGACCUGCUUGCCAUCUCCCCUGAAGGAGUGGUGGUGGUGUGGGAGCGGCAGCAGCGGGCGCUGCGUGCAUUCACGAUAAAUGGAGCAGCGGUGGCGGGGGUGGGGAUCUCGGAGGAGCACGGCGAUGUGAGCAGCGUGCAGGUGUCGAGCAACGGGCUGUUUGUGGCCGUGGGCACGGACUGCAGCCGCUGGCGGCACGUGCAGGAGAAGGAAGGGCAGAGGGAGAGGGAGCAUGCUGCUGUGAUUGCCGGCCGCCCUGCUGCUACUACUGCUGCUGCUGCUGCUCGUGCUACUGCUGCUGCUGGUGGAGGUGCUGCUGGGAGUGCUGGAGGUGCUGCUGGUGCUGGAGGUGCUGGAGGAUGA